Molecule: messenger RNA, 1977 nt
Organism: Penicillium cinerascens
Lineage: Eukaryota; Fungi; Ascomycota; Eurotiomycetes; Eurotiales; Aspergillaceae
Product: S8/S53 family peptidase
Exons: 5
Coding region: 1-1977 (658 amino acids)
Biological process (GO): proteolysis
Molecular function (GO): protein binding; serine-type endopeptidase activity
Source: RefSeq, a predicted model, not a curated record
AUGGCAGGACACGAUGACUAUGCAGGCCCCGCCCGGGAUGCUGAAAAAUUGUGGGGGAAAGGAGACUACGGGGGCGCUCUUGACUGCUACACAGCUGCAAGACUGGCUUUUCUCGAGACCUAUCCUGGGGGAGUAGCCGACCCCAUUCUUUUGGAGCUCAAAAUUGGGGCGGCGCGGUGUCUGGAACAACUUGGUCACCUCGAAGAAUGCGUUGAUCUGGAUUCUGAAGUUCUGAAUGAGCAGGAGAAGCUCCUUAAACCCACUGAUGAGAAUCUUCUCAUGUUGCGAGAAACUCUUGCUGCAAACAAUACCCAGCUAGGCAAGCACGAAGCAGCUUUGUCAUUGCUACAGGCCAAUUUGAAGGUACUCGAAUCACCGUACUACGGCCUGGAGCAUGAAUGGACUUUGCAGACUAAGUGCACUCUAGCAAUGGAGAUGUCUUCUGUGGGCGAGCACCAUCAGGCACUCAUCUUGCUGGAGAAAACGUUAUACGUGAUGGCUGCAAAGCAUUUUCCACAUGAAGCUCAAGAAAUGGUGAGAGCGGGUAUCAGGAUGGUUCAAGAUACUCUGAAGAAAUGUGCGGCCAAUGAAGCAAAGGACCGUGCGAUUUUGUCCGAGAAACUCUCAAGCGCACCAGAAUUGCAACCGCCCACAUCCUCGAAACAUCAGGAAACGACAACCAAGAAGAAAGAUUCUUUAGCCAAGGAUGAAACACCAUCAAAGAUCUCAAAAACACCAUCAGCCGUUCCAGAAUCAGCAAAAGAGAAGGGCUCCCAAGAAUUGACCAAAAGUCAAAUGUACAACAGGGAAAAUCAAAAUCAGCAGAAACCAAGCAAAGCCAAGCCUAUCACGGACAGAACACGGUCCCGUGCUGGUUCGUGCGGUCCCUCGAUUCAGCCAGUUAUCCAGCCAGUUAUCCAGCCAGUUAUUCAGCCAGUUAUUCAGCUGGAGAAAGGGGCCAUCUGUCACAAUGAAGAUGGAGAUGAACGGGAUAUGUCAUCCGAGAGGUGGUUGAGAGAAAUCGAGACCUUUGUACAUUCAUGGAUGCCGCAAUCCAAAGUCAAUGACAAAAUUCGGAUCGCCAUAUUGGAUACUGGGAUUGAUCUCGGCCAUCCCUACUUCGAUGAGAAAUAUCGCAAGGGAAGCACUAAAUCUCGACGUGAGAUAGUCGAAGAAUGCAAAAGUUUUCUGCCGGGGAAGAAAGGAGAUGAAGAUGCACAUGGGCACGGAACUCAUGCUGCAUCGCUACUUCUGCGUCUUGCGCCCAACGCGAAGGUCUACGUAGCCCGCGUGAUUGAUGACGAUGGCAAAAUUGGUAAUCCCGACGCUGUGGCAAAGAGGCUGAUUUUGGAGGCCAUCGACUACGCUAGUGAUCCCGACCACUGGGGCGUUCAUAUUAUAAGCAUGUCUUUGGGAUUUAAAAACAUACCGGAAUCGGUGGAACGCGCUAUCAAAAAGGCCACAAUGGUUCGAGAAGUCUUUAUCUUCGCAGCAGCUUCCAACAACGGCCCGACCGACGAUUACUCGGUGACAUAUCCCGCCAGGGCGAUGAUGGUAUUUCCCGUCUUCGCUGCAUCAUCCCAGGGUGACCUUCAGAAAUUCAAUCCAAACCAUGAACACAAGAAAGGGCUCAGUACCCUUGGCGUGAAUGUCACUGGGCCUUGGACUCGACAUGGUAGCAAAGAGAAAGCCCCGACCAGCUGUCGGUCAGGAACUUCCAUCGCGACGCCUAUUAUGGCAGCAUCGGCUGCGUUGGCACUUCAGUUCAUCUAUCAGAAACCGCCGUUGGAAAUCGAGGGAUUAAACCGACUGAAGGGCAUCGAUGGCAUGCAUGAGUUGCUGUCGUUGAUGAUCCCACUGUAUGCGAGAGAAACACCGUACUUUAUCAAGCCUGGAGCGUGGCUACGAAGCAAGAAGUACGCAGAUAAGAAAGUGGUGGAGAAGAUUCAGCAUAUUUGGUAUGGGCAGAUUACAUGA